Messenger RNA from Podarcis lilfordi (Lilford's wall lizard), 1107 nucleotides. The record is from the annotation of a GenBank genome assembly. NCBI's taxonomy places the organism in Eukaryota, Metazoa, Chordata, Lepidosauria, Squamata, Lacertidae.
GACUCAUUGUUGGCAGGACUGGGAAGAUGGCAGCCUCCCUGGCCAGUGGAGGGCCAGUUUUUUCUCCCACAAUGCCUCUGGAUAGCAUUGUUCCAUGUAAGGCAUUGUGGAGUAAUUUAGAAGCCUAGAGGACCCUACAUGCUGUUUGUGAGGGCUGGUAACAAGAGAGAAGUGGGAGGCCAGCAAAUUCAUCCGCAUGUUUCUUCUACGUGGCAGCUUUGCUGACUUUGAAGCCUGUGAAUUUCCUCAGGACUGAGAAGUCAGGAGAAUGAUCACCUGUGACUUACUAACUUUCAGACAAAAACGAUAACUUCUGUUCCUCUAAAGUACUAUCCUAUGCAUAUCUACCCAGAAGCAGGCACCAUUAAGUUCAAUAGGAUUUAUUCCCAGCUAAAUUAUAGGAGUCAAGUCUUAAUGGGUGUCCUAUUCUUUCAGCUCCCUUGCUAGUUCUUUUUAAUAGGAUUUGCAAACUGAUUCGGAGCACUUCACAUAUGUGAGCAAGCUACUUCUCUCUCUCUCUCUCCCCACAGAUCUCUCUCAGUACAGGACAAUGGAAAGAGAACUGGACUGUGCACAAAUAUGUGGGAUUUCCACGAUGUUGGAAAUAGCUGGAGGCUAUCUACACGUAUGUCGCUUGGUUCAUAUGGAGGUUUUCCCAUGUAAUUCUGUACCCAGAAGGUGUUAAAUGGAACAGAAGUGGGGAAAUCACACCACUUCUAACAUGUGAGCACAGUUCAUCCAUUUGAUUGACUGAAAUACAGUACUAACCAAUCUGUCCUUACUUAUGUAUUCGGACCAUUGUUACUAAAUAGAUGGUUAAGAUGGCAAGGUCUUUUUGCAUUACCAAUAAGCUAUUUUGUUUUAAAAACAGGGAAGAGCUGUAGUGGUUCUUUCAGUAGACCCUUCGUUUCUUCUACAUCCUUUUCUCAAGACCCCAAUGGAAACCAAUAUUCUAAAAAGAAAAGGAAUAGUGGCAUCAGUCUGGAAAGGCAUGGAUAGAGCCUUCCCACUCCAAAUAAUGAAGAUCAUCUUGUGCUUUGUUCUUUUUCUUUUUAAAAAGAAAUCUAUGGGUUGGAGAUUGAUGCCUUUUGGGAUAAUGCACUGAGC